AUGAGUGUGGAUCAUAUGAGAGAGCCAUUGUUGAAGAACAAUCGCCACUACUAUAAGGAUUGUCCAGGUUGUAAAGUUGAACAAGCAAAAGAGCUUAACAAAGGUGUUUCCAUUACAAAUCUUUUCAUCAUUUGGAUGGUGGUGUUAUCUUCAACACUUCCUGCAUCAUCACUCUUUCCAUUCUUGUAUUUCAUGAUUAGGGAUUUUAACAUCGCGAAAUCUGAGGCGGAUAUUAGUUACUAUGCUGGUUAUGUAGGAUCAUCAUUCAUGCUUGGAAGAACUUUAACAUCUGUAUUAUGGGGAAUGGUUUCUGAUCGAUAUGGUCGAAAACCUGUUAUGGUUAUUGGCGUUUUCUCAGUUGUCAUUUUCAACACACUAUUUGGCAUUAGUACGAGUUUUUGGAUGGCGGUUAUCACGAGAUUUCUUCUCGGGUGUUUGAAUGGUGCAAUUGGACCAACUAAGGCUUAUGCUACUGAAAUUUUUCGAGAAGAACACCAAGCUCUUGGACUCUCAACGGUCAGUGUUGCUUGGGGAACAGGCUUAAUCAUUGGACCAGCAUUGGGAGGUUAUUUAGCUCAGCCAACUGAGAAAUACCCACAUAUAUUUCCUAAGGGUUCCUUUUGGGAUAAGUAUCCUUACUCCUUGCCAAGCUUUAUAAUAUCGGCGGUUUCAUUCAUAGUAGUUAUUGUCUGCUUGUGGAUUCCUGAAACACUUCACAAGCACAAUGGUAACAAUGUGUCCACGGAUGAUACUGAAGCUUUAGAAAAUGGAAGCAACAAUGUUGACAAAGAAAAAACAGUCCAGAAUAAUGAAAGCCUCUUCAUGAAUUGGCCCUUAAUGUCAUCUAUAAUUGCUUACUGUGUCUUCUCACUUCAUGACAUUGCUUAUCAAGAAGUUUUCUCUUUGUGGUGUGUUAGUCCUCCAAGUCUAGGAGGUUUGAACUUCACAACUGAUGAUGUUGGUAAUGUUCUUGCAAUUUCAGGUCUAGCACUAGUAAUCUACCAACUAACCCUAUACCAAUAUAUGGAAAAAGCUUGUGGACCUGUUGGAAUCGCCAGAAUCACUGGGAUAUUUUCAAUACCACUUUUGCAAAGUUAUCCCUUCAUAGCAAUGUUGUCAGGCAUAACAUUGUAUAUAUUAAUUAGUAUUGCUUCCAUCCUCAAAAAUAUUAUAUCUGUGACAAUUACAACAGGUUUAUUCCUUGUACAAAACAGAGUAGUGGAACAAGAACAAAGAGGAGCCGCUAAUGGUAUUUCUAUGACAGCUAUGUCUCUAUUCAAAGCUAUUGGACCGGCUGCAGGAGGUACAAUGUUAACUUGGUCGCAAAAGCGUGGCGAUGCUUCUUUCCUCCCAGGUACCCAUAUGGUGUUUUUCUUUUUGAAUGUGAUUGAAGGAAUUGGAAUACUUAUGAUGUUCAAACCAUUCCUUGGUGAAAAGAAGAACACACUUUCAGAUCAGUUACACUGA
Molecule: messenger RNA, 1467 nt
Organism: Lathyrus sativus (Indian pea)
Lineage: Eukaryota; Viridiplantae; Streptophyta; Magnoliopsida; Fabales; Fabaceae
Source: the annotation of a GenBank genome assembly